GGACGGGGGAAGAUGGCGGCGGCGUCGUCGAACAACCCGCGGAAAUUCAGCGAGAAGAUCGCGCUGCACAACCAGAAGCAGGCCGAGGAGACGGCGGCCUUCGAGGAGGUCAUGAAAGACCUCAGCCUGACGCGUGCCCACCGGUUACAGCUACAGAAAAACCAGUAUUUGCAGUUGGGGCAGAGCCGUGGCCAGUACUACGGAGGAUCCUUGCCAAAUGUCAAUCAGAUUGGCAGCAGUGCUAUGGACAUGCCCUUCCAGACUUCAUUUCAACCGUCUGGGUUGGACACCAGUAGGACAACUCGGCACCAUGGCCUGGUAGACAGGGUAUAUCGUGACAGGAAUCGUCUUGGCUCACCACACCGGCGCCCUCUCUCUGUGGAUAAGCAUGGCAGACAGGUGGACAGCUGUCCUUAUGGUACUGUCUAUCUGUCUCCUCCUUCAGACACAAGCUGGAGAAGGACCAAUUCUGAUUCUGCCCUGCACCAGAGCACAAUGACCCCUGCUCAGACAGAGCCUUUCUCAGCUGGGUCACAGGAUAUGCAGCAAAAAAGAGUCUUAUUACUGACGGUUCCAGGCAUGGAGGAAGAUGCAUCAGAGACAGAGAAGAAUCUUUCAAAACAAGGAUGGGAUACUAAGAAGACAGGAUCCUCAAGACCUAAAUCUUGUGAAGUUCCAGGAAUCAACAUAUAUCCAUCAGCUGACCAAGAAAACACUACUGCGCUUAUCCCUGCUGCUCACAACACAGGGGGCUCACUGCCGGACCUGACAAAUAUCCACUUCCCUUCUCCUCUCCCAACUCCGCUAGACCCCGAAGAGUCGACUUUUCCAUCCUUGAGCAGUUCCAACAGCACCGGAAACCUUACUGCCAACCUGACGCACAUGGGGAUCAGCACAGCCAAUCAGGGAAUGACAACAACGCCAGCCUCUUCCCAGCAGCACCGGCAGCCGACCGCCAGCCCCCUUUCACUGAGCACUGACUCAAGGAGAAGCCAGUCCCAGCAGGUCUCUCCCACGCUUUCACCUCUGUCACCAAUUACUCAGGCUGUGGCGAUGGAUGCGCUAUCCAUGGAGCAGCAGCUUCCUCCCUACCCGUUCUUCACCCAGACAAGUGCACAGCAGCAGCCACAGACCCAGGUGGCGAGUGCUUUACCACCCAAUGCUUCUCUGAUGCAGACCUCCGGCUUGCAACGAGGCGUUCAGCUCCCCCCACUCUCGGUCUCUAUCCCUUCCACAAUCCCACAGUCUCCUCCGGGCAGCCAAACUCAGACUUCCAUGGGGAUAGACAUCAAUUCGGGCUCACUCCAGCAGUACCGCAGCAAUGCUGGCUCCCCGGCCAACCAGUCUCCCACCUCUCCUGUCUCCAAUCAAGCUUUCUCUCCUGGCAGCUCCCCUCAACAAACAUCUAUCCUAGGGAGUGUCUUUGGUGACUCUUGUUAUGAUCAGCAGAUGACAGCCAGGCAGGCAAAUGCUUUAUCCCAUCAGCUCGAGCAGUUCAACAUGAUUGAAAACGCCAUCAGCUCCAAUAGCUUGUACAGCCCCUGCUCCACCCUCAACUACUCCCAGGCAGCCAUGAUGGGGCUGGCCGGGAGCCACGGGAGUCUCCAGGACCCACAGCAGCUCAAUUACACCAGCCACGGGAACAUCCCAAACAUCAUCCUUACAGUGACCGGGGAAUCGCCCCCCAGUCUGUCGAAAGACCUCACCAGCUCUUUGGCCGGGGUGGGGGAUGUCGGCUUUGACUCAGAUUCCCAGUUCCCUCUGGACGAACUAAAAAUCGACCCCUUGACCUUGGAUGGGCUUCACAUGCUCAACGACCCUGACAUGGUCCUUGCUGAUCCCGCCACAGAGGACACUUUCCGGAUGGACCGGCUGUAGGGAGGAGAGCGGGAAGGGGGCGCUGCACAAAACGAGCGCGUCGGAACUGCCAAGUCCCGGAACGUCCGUGCCACCCCGGUGCCUAGAGAGAGAGAGAGGGCCUUGCCCAUCUCGGAUCUCUUGCAUCCGGCCAGGGUCCCGGGAGAGCUGCAGCUCCACUGUGUGUCCAAUUUAGCAGUGCUUGUUCUACACUUCCCGAGCGGCUGUCCUGCUCACCCCAGCCUCCCCAACGCCGACUUAAACCUUUGUUCAUGCCUUGCUGCUGGGAGAACGUUUCUCAAAGAGCUGUCUCUACCCUGUCCCACUUUCUCCCCGCCCUCGGCCACCAAAGGUCCCACAUUUGGUCCUCUUUUGUCCUUUGCACUAAAAGCGUUGGGCUUUUUCGUUCAGGAAGUGGUGUGGCCAAGAAAGUUAUUCCCCCUCCUCCUCUCCUCCUCUCCUCCCAAGGCAGAGGAGCCAUCCGGAAGAUAAAAUAGGUGUAUUGUUUUGCUUUCAUUUCUCUGUGUAAACUAUCCGACCUUUGGCUUCUAUUACAAAAGCAGAGACCCCGCAUGGGACCGAGGGCUAUUCUGGGAGUCGGGGACGCUUGAUGGAUUUGGGGGUGGGGGGAGAAGUACAUGACUUCCAGAGCUACUUGUCGAUACCGCUGCCUUUCCGUGGAAAAGGACUGGAACUGGAGAGGUGGAGAAAGCCAGCUGUGGCUCUCCCAGUAAACUCUGUAAAGCAGCUGCUUGCAUUGGGAGGCGGGGGGGUUGGGGGGAGCAGUGGCUUUCUGUUCGUUCUCUGCUUGAUUCUCCAAGCCCGUUUCCUGGACUGUUUUCUGGAGCCCCACCAUGGCCUGUUUGCUCAUUUGCCUGUGUGCAUGCAGCAGCUUUCAGAAACAACUGCCUGGCCCCUCCACCCCUGUUGGGAGAUUCAGUUGCAUGAGCCACAUAAUUCCUCUCGGCAAACUGACCGUGUAAAACUGUAUUUAUUUGUGUUACUUCAAAGAAUUUUCAGGGGGAGGUAAGGCAAGCAGAGAGAGGAAAAGAAGGCACAAACGUUUUUCUAAUUAUACGUGGAAAUUCUGUCAUUUGUCUGAAGAGAUGAGAACUGGGUCACCUGCAGGUUAUAUUUUAAUCGUGUUUUUUUUAAGGCAGCAAUCUUUUUUCCCCCCUUUGUUUUGGAAGAAGUAGUUCUUAUUCUGCAUAUUUUUUUUAAAAAAAACCCUCUCUCGUGCAUGAAAUGUCCGGUUCUGACCAAACCAGGGUCCGGCUUGUCUUUGUGCUCCAGACCGAUUAGACGGAAAUCCUCUAAGGUGGCUUCACCCAUACAAGGAGACCGUGGCAUGCUCAGGCUAAGCCAUAAUGGGAUUUGUCUGGCUCAUGGGUGGAUUCAGUAAAUUGUGGCACCUAUAAACCACGGUCCAGUAUAUUAUGCAAAGCAGGCCAUGCUUUCCUGAUUCUGGGCUCCGUAAAGUAACCGGGCGUUGCUCUGUUCCCAGAAGUGUUGCAAAGUAAAGGGAUGUUUCUUUCCAAUGCAGGAAUAGUUAUGUGGAUGCAGUGUGGAGGUUCCCAGUGAAGCUUUCCAACACGAGGCAGUAAAACAUGUAUUAAACAGUUCCUGCUUCUCCUGAUCUAGGAUCCAUUUGCUUUUAACACCCCUCCCAGUUGCUAGUUGGUUCUGGAGUGACCCUAUGACAGAAUGCUCAUUCUGACACUCUCCAUUUGCCAGGAUUCUUACUCCCUGGGAUGAGGUUGUAUGAAUUUGCAGUAAUUAGAUUCUCUGGCUUUGCAGCCCCCCUUUUUCGCCAAAGCUGGGUGGGUGGUCCCCAGACUGAAGGUUUUACAUCCCUUGAGUCUAGGACUUGAGGCCUGUCACCAUCACCUCCCACUUCCUCUCCCACCCUCCUGAAUGCCUCUGACUCUUCUUUGCUGCCCCCGCCCCGUUUUCCAGCUCCCCCUUCCUCGUGAGUUACAGCUGGAUUCUUGUCUGUGCAGAUGCACGUGCAGGUAGCAAGGAUAUCCAUUCUGAGUUACGUGUUUGGUUAUCUUUUGUUUGUGCCAUGAUCAGUUUAUAAUUUUUGCACUAAAAAGGUGGAUUUUUUUUUAAGUGUACAGUCUUGUAGGUUCUUUCUGUCACGUUUUGAUGUGGUGUGUUCCUCCCUCCAUCCCCCAGCUUUCAAAUUCUGAAAAAGUCUCUCUCCAUUUCAUAACCCUUGUCAGUAUUUUAGCUUGAUCACCUCUAGUGCUCCCAGUGGUCUACUUAUUUCAAAUUUGGUAUAGCUGUUUCUCGUAGGCAGGAGGAAUCCAUCAGUAAAUACAACAGGCUGUGUCCUGUUUUAAACACGGGCCCGAGGUACUAAGCAGACAGGUUGCAUCCUUCUAGUUUCCGAAAUCACAGAUUGCGUUGAUUGUUCAUUCAGAUCUCUUCAUCUCUUGUCUUAUUUCAUCAGCAUGCCAAAAUUUCCUUUGGACUUGGAUCUGUAAUUUUGGGGCAAUGGGUAGGCAAAAUGCAGAAUCCAGUUUGGGAAAGAUUCAUUGAUUCUUGAACUGGGUUUUUUUACAUGGAGAUAUAAAUGGCUAUUUUCUUUCUCUCAUUUUUUAGACUUACACAUGUACAUAGGAAAACUUGUGUAUUGAUAAAUUGUAAGUAGUUUUACAAAAUGGCCUUAAUUUACUAUUUAUGUAUAUACUUAACUGUGUGAUUGUGCAUGUAUAUGUGUGCAUGUACUCACACACAUGUACAUACGUGCAAACAGACAAAACGCUAUCUGAAUGCAAUUUAAUUUGGAAUAGCUGAGCAUCAGGGACCAUUUGCUUUCAACAAAUAUUAUUUCAAUUUUCCCUUCUUUGGCUGGGGGAAGCUGGAAGUGCAUGUUUAAAAUGAUACAGUUGUAGAACAAGGAAGGAAUUGAAGACAUAAGCAGCAACCGAAGCUGUGUUAUGGAUCUGAUUUUGCUGGUUGAGGUAGUAAUUAUUAGCUCCAUGAUGAUCUCUUUUGCACCUUACUUUCUGUCGCUCUAUAAAAUUCAUGUGGAAACUUCCCUCCCUCCCCUCAACUCUUGAGUGAAAUCUGCAUGAAAGAUUGAGAAGGUGGGGGAGGAGAAAUAUAAAAAAUAAAUGCACUAGAGCUCCAAAUCCAUGGGAUCUCCAGCUGGCCUAAGCUGAUGUGGGAUGUGGGGAGGGCAAAGGAAUUAUGUUAUAUGUAGGGCUUAGAAACCCCAGAGUUGCGUUCUGUCAUUUUGGUUCCACUUUUGUGUUUUUGUUCUAGGAAGAAAAGGAUUGUCUGGGGAAGUAAGCCCUUUUAUGGUUGUUGAUGUCUGCAAGAAUGGUGAAGAAUCAAAAAGUGAUGCCUGUUGUUUAGGUAGAGCAGUGUUUCUCAACCUUGGCAACUUUAAGAUGUGUGGACUUCAACUUCCAGAAAUCCCCAGUAGAGAAUUAAGACUUUAAUUUUAAAAAAAAGUUAUAUCUAAUUUGGAGCUGGAUUUGACCCCACAAUGGGCAUAGUUAUGAAGUGGUCAUGUUUGUUUUCAUUCCUUACAGUCGGGCUCUCAUUGACAGUUCUCUGCCCCAUUCCCUCGUUUUAGCCUUGUAAUCAGCACAGUAGAGGACUUCAGCCAAGAGAAAAUGGCUGUCCCAAAAUUGCUGAGUAAGUUUUGGGGCCCAAAGGAGUACCAAUACUCCUUGAGAGCCAGACUCUCAUUUGAGUCUGAUACUAAAAUCCAGACGGAGGGAGCUUGGGGCUCUCUGGAUGUUUUGACUUUCCAUUUCCAAUCCAAAACCACUGGAAGACACCAGGUUGCCUAUUAUCUAAAACUACUGCUGCAUGUACCAGCUUCCAGGCUGCCAUUCUUUAGGUGGACACCAGUUCCUAUGGGCUGGGGUGACAUGCGUUAACUCGCCCUGUGCUGGGCUAGAAACCAGGAGUCUGUGAGUUCUAGUCCCGCUUGAGGCAUGAAAGCCGGCUGGGUGACCUUGGGCCAGUCCCUCCCUCUCAGCCCAACUCACCUCACAGGGUUGUUGUGGAGGAGGAAAGAGUAUGAGGUAUAUUUGCUGUUGAGUUAUUUAUAAAAAAUAAUUAAGUCGGGAUAAAAAUAAAAUAAAUAAUAAAUAAAUAAAUCCCAUCCCAUCCCAUCCUAGAGCCAAAAGCCAAGAGUGCCACUGAUCAGACACGCUCUGGAAUGAAGGAUAUCAUGUGAAUGAGGGCAUCUCUUCAAAAUUUUUGUGAUACGUUUUUAAAAUAACUUGUCCCCUCCCUGAGCCUUCAUUUCCUUUUGAUUUCCAUAUCAUUUCAAAUAAAGCCCUUCAUUUUUCUCUAAAUAAGUGGGACAGAGAAGGACUUGGUGGGUGUGCUGCCUCUCUCCUCCCUCUACCCAACCACCCAUUGUCAAAUUCUCUUCUCUUCUCCACUUCUGCUGUGGGGCUGUGAAGAAACAAGAAGACUCUGUCGUCUUUACAUUUUAGGUCUGUUGGUGUUCCAGUGGGAAGCCGUUACCAAAAUCAGGACGGGCAUCGGGUUGCUUUAAUUUUACAUACCUGAUUUUCCUACCUGUUGCUGGCUGAGGUGAUCAUAAGAUUGAGAGGGAGGGUAGUUCAAAGUAAAUCCUUUCUCUCAGCUGACCAAGUAGAAACUGAGAUUUGGUACAAUGAGUUUGACAGUGCAGAAGAGGGAGGUUAAAUUAUUUAUGUGUUAAGUAGCAUCUAGUCUUGCAUUCUGUUUGAAAAAGAGAAUGAGAGCCAGAGGCUGGGGCAUCCCCAUAUAGAGGCUGCCUUCCUCUGAAUUCAAGACAUCACGGACAAAUCCCAGGAGAGGUUGGCUGCCUUCUUGUCUUGUUUGUGGGCUUUCAGAAGAUACCUGACAGGAUGCUGGGACUGGGUUAGAGAAAAGACCCUUGUCUGAUUCAUCAGCACUUUUUGGGUGAGGGUGGGCAAAUGGGACAACUCACUUUUUGCUAAAGGCCAGGCUAUUGCAUGUUCAAAGAAACUGCAUCUUGUUAUUGUUAGGAUUUGCUGCAUGUUAGCAAAACUCUGGGCUUAGUCUCCUUGAAAACAUAGUUUUAUGUGGGCAUAAUGUCUCCAAGUAUUUCUGUUUUGUUUCUAUUUUUUAAGUAGUCACCCAAGAGAUUGAUUGAUUGAUUGAUUGAUUUAUAUA
Messenger RNA from Candoia aspera, 7011 nucleotides. RefSeq names its product CREB regulated transcription coactivator 1 (gene CRTC1). Gene Ontology annotation, cellular component: cytoplasm; nucleus. Gene Ontology annotation, molecular function: cAMP response element binding protein binding. Gene Ontology annotation, biological process: protein homotetramerization; positive regulation of transcription by RNA polymerase II. The record is from RefSeq and is a predicted model, not a curated record. The coding region runs from base 13 to 1878 and encodes 621 amino acids. Lineage: Eukaryota; Metazoa; Chordata; Lepidosauria; Squamata; Candoiidae. The transcript is spliced from 14 exons.